Molecule: messenger RNA, 1173 nt
Organism: Mesitornis unicolor (brown roatelo)
Lineage: Eukaryota; Metazoa; Chordata; Aves; Mesitornithiformes; Mesitornithidae
Product: copine-3-like
Exons: 10
Biological process (GO): cellular response to calcium ion; ERBB2 signaling pathway
Cellular component (GO): plasma membrane
Molecular function (GO): calcium-dependent phospholipid binding; receptor tyrosine kinase binding
Source: RefSeq, a predicted model, not a curated record
CUGGAUGCUCAGAGACAGUUUGUCACAGCUCUUAGGGAAAUUGGGUGUAUCGGCUUUUACCCAAUCUUAAUCCAUGAUUUUUGGAUACAACUCUAUGCAAUUCUAAGUCUGCAACAGGAGAAAAACCUCCGUGAUGUUGAGUGCUAUGACUACGAUGGUGAUGGUUCCCAUGAUCUCAUAGGAAGUUUUCAAACUACAAUGUCAAAACUGAAGGAAGCGUCUCGGUCCUCACCUGUUGAAUUUGAGUGCAUCAAUGAAAAGAAAAGACAGAAGAAAAAAAACUAUAAAAACUCUGGCAUUGUGAGCUUUAAGCACUGUGAGAUCAUAGUAGAAUGCACAUUCCUUGAUUACAUCAUGGGUGGGUGUCAGCUGAAUUUCACAGUGGGGAUAGAUUUUACAGGCUCCAAUGGAGACCCUCGCUCUCCAGACUCUCUGCAUUACCUCAGUCCUAAUGGAGUUAAUGAAUACCUAACAGCCAUUUGGUCUGUAGGAAUGGUCAUUCAGGAUUAUGAUACAGACAAGAUGUUUCCAGCCUUUGGAUUUGGUGCACAAAUUCCACCUUCUUUUCAGGUGUCACAUGAGUUCCCAUUAAAUUUUAACCCAGCAAACCCAUUCUGUAAUGGAAUCCAAGGCAUUGUUGAUGCAUAUCGGGCUUGUCUUCCUCAAGUGAAGUUACAUGGGCCAACAAAUUUUUCUCCGAUUAUAAAUCAUGUGGCAAGAUUUGCUGCUGCAGCUACACAACAGCAAACAGCAUCUCAAUACUUUAUACUUCUUAUCAUAACGGAUGGUGUGAUAACAGACCUUGACCAAACUAGAACUGCCAUAGUUAAUGCUUCGAAAUUGCCCAUGUCCAUUAUCAUUGUUGGUGUUGGAGGAGCAGACUUCGAUGCUAUGGAAUUUCUUGAUGGUGACAAUGGAGUUCUUAGGUCCUCGUCAGGAGAACCGGCUGUCAGAGACAUUGUCCAGUUUGUGCCGUUCAGGAAGUUCCAAAAUUCUCCAAGGGAAGCUCUGGCACAGUGUGUCCUGGCGGAAGUCCCUCAGCAGGUGGUGAACUACUUCAGUACCUACAGACUGCAGCCUCCCAAGAACCCUGCUGCAAAGUGAAUGGACUGAGCAGGGGAGCCUGGACUUUGUGCUUGCUUUACUCGCUGCAUCUGCAGACUGGUUCUCGAG